Messenger RNA from Nomia melanderi (Alkali bee), 1448 nucleotides. RefSeq names its product Zinc finger protein RP-8 (gene Zfrp8). Lineage: Eukaryota; Metazoa; Arthropoda; Insecta; Hymenoptera; Halictidae. The record is from RefSeq and is a predicted model, not a curated record. Gene Ontology annotation, cellular component: cytoplasm; nucleus.
UUAAUACUAUCGUUGGUAACUGGUUAUACUGUCGUCGGUAACUACGAUAUUUCAAAACGUAGUCUUCAUCGAUAUUUCAGAACGUAGUCUUCAUCGAUAUUUCAGAACAGUACACGGAAGAUAGCGUCGUGUGCAAUGUCUAAAUACAUCUUAAGUCUGUAGUCAUGUGCUGUAUUUACGUUCCAUCCUUAUUUCAAUGAUUAAUUUCUGAAUUAACCUAUAUUCAUUAGAGAUUGUAGUCAUUUUAGUUUUCUCUUAUAUUAUAUUGAUGCUAGUGCAUUCCACAGUGUUACAGUGUGAUACGUCAAAAAUAAGCAUUUAUAAUAUUGGAUGUAAAUUAAUUGAAUAAAUUUUAUACAUAAUGUCAAUAGAUUUAGGUUUCGUGGAAAAAUGUGACGCAUGGCGUUUGGAAAGUAGAUUCUUUCCCAGUAAAGUUGGUGGCAAGCCGGCAUGGCUUAAUUUAAAAAAUAUCCCAGGCGAGAAAGAACUUCAAUGCGAAUAUUGUCAUGAACCUUGUAUAUUUUUAUGUCAAAUAUACGCUCCUUAUGAAAAUAAGGAGGAUGCAUUUCAUAGGACUAUAUAUGUUUUUGUAUGUAGAAAAUCGGAAUGUUGCAAAUUAAAUGAAAAUGGAAACUUGAAGGUUUUCAGAGCUCAGUUACCAAGAUUAAAUGAAUUUUAUCCACCUGUACCUCCUGUAGAGGAACAUGAUUGGAGGACAGAUAUCAGUACAAGCAAAUGGGUAAAAACAUGCCAUGUAUGUGGAAUAUAUGCACCUACUCACUGUUCCAAAUGUAAACUUAUAAAUUAUUGUUGUCGUACCCAUCAAAUUUUUGAUUGGAAAUGUGGUCACAAAGAGUCUUGUGGUACAAAUAAGCAACCAACAAAAAACAGUAAAUUUUUAUUUCCUGAAUAUGAAAUAGUAAUAGAAUCAGAGGAUGAUAAAGAAUGUAAUAAUGAAAAUAAUGCUGAGAAAGAGGAAGAAGAGAUUAGGACAUAUAAAAAGAUGGUAGAUGAAGGUGAAGCUGGAACUUUUCAAAAUGAAGAUGUACAAAAUGAAUUAUUAAGUAUGUGCAAUCAGAAGGAAGAUGAGGUAUUUUCUGAAUUUCGUUUAACUAUUGACAAAGAUCCAGAUCAAAUUCUACGAUAUGACAGAGGAGGAAAAGUUCUAUACAUUUCUGAAGAAAAUCAAAUUAAUGAAAUACCAAAAUGUUCUGAAUGUGAUCAAGAGAGGCAAUUUGAAUUUCAAAUUAUGCCCCAAUUAUUAAAUUUCCUUGAAUUAGAAAAUGCACUUAAAUGUAUUGAUUGGGGUAUUUUAGCAAUAUUCACAUGUACAAACUCAUGUACAUCCGAAAAUGGAUACAGUGCAGAAUAUAUAUGGAAGCAAGACAUCACAGAAACCAAUUCUGACAAUGCUUCAUAAAUAAAACACUCUUUUUAUAGUUUCACAA